Molecule: messenger RNA, 1713 nt
Organism: Cladophialophora yegresii CBS 114405
Lineage: Eukaryota; Fungi; Ascomycota; Eurotiomycetes; Chaetothyriales; Herpotrichiellaceae
Product: phosphatidylserine decarboxylase
Exons: 1
Coding region: 1-1713 (570 amino acids)
Biological process (GO): phosphatidylethanolamine biosynthetic process
Cellular component (GO): mitochondrion
Molecular function (GO): phosphatidylserine decarboxylase activity
Source: RefSeq, a predicted model, not a curated record
AUGGCUGCCACGACAACUCGAGUAGGCAGAUCGUGUCUCUACCGCCGGUCGGCGCGUGACUUCGAUGGAGGACGAUUCUUGAUUGAAGCUCUGUGCCAUCCUUCACAAGCGCAUCUCCCACUCCACCUAAACGUCCGCCUUCGACCACCGUCACAAUCAUACCCACAAUUACCAUCACAACCGCAAUCACAGCAGCGACGAUGCUUUUCCAACACAAGGAGGCUAUUUGAAGAACAAAAGGAACAAAAAAGCAAAAGCAACCAGAGGUUCACAUCCCGGCUGGGCAAAGCAUGGCGUUCCACAAAGAUAGAAUGGAAGCCCAUCCCCAUCGGCCUGGGCAUCGCCUUCCUGGGUCUCUUCCAGUUUGCGCGCAUGCAAAGAAGCCGAGAAGGCCACGGUGCGUACGGCGACGAACCGCCCCCUCCGAAGCGGCAGAGGGUGUAUCCGUCUGGCGGCGGCUGGCAGGUCCAAAUCAUGUCGACGCUGCCUCUCAAGGCCAUCUCGCGCGUCUGGGGCCGCUUCAACGAGCUCACGAUCCCUUACUACCUGCGCGUGCCCGGGUUCAAGCUCUACGGCUGGAUUUUCGGGGUGAAUUUCGACGAAGUGGCCGAGCCGGAUCUCCGCGCGUAUCCGAACCUGGCUGCCUUCUUUUACAGGGAACUCAAGCCGGGGAUUCGUCCGCUAGACCCCAAUCCCAAUGCUAUCCUUUCCCCAGCAGACGCCAAGGUUCUGCAGUUCGGCACCAUCGAGAAUGGCCAGGUCGAGCAGGUCAAAGGCAUGACGUACAGCGUUGAUGCCCUCCUAGGGAAAAUCGCGCCGCAGUCGCCGAACCCACAGGCCCCGUCCAACAUCUUUGGCACCUCGUCUUCCAAAGUCAAGGACACUCUACAGCCGCAGUCCAAAGCAGACACCUCGGAAGACAUUUCGGGGGAUGAAGAGUUCGCCAACAUGAACGGCAUCUCGUAUACCCUGCCGGGCCUGUUCUCUGGUGGCCCGUCGGCGUCAUCAUCCCCGGACAAAACUCCGACGCCCAGCCGCGACGCAUCCACAAAAUCGGCCCCCUCCUCCGAAGCCGCCGUCUCCGCCGACCUGGCGAGCCAGCAACAACCAUGGUGGUCGCCCUUUUCCCAGCCCGCGCGCUCGUCCAGUUUGUAUUACGCGGUCGUCUACCUCGCCCCGGGAGACUACCACCGCUUCCACUCGCCGGUGAGCUGGGUAUGCACCACGCGCCGGCACUUCGCGGGCGAACUGUACAGCGUGAGUCCGUACGUCCAGCGCACGCUCCCGGGCCUGUUCACGCUGAAUGAGCGGGUCGUGCUCCUGGGCCGCUGGAAACACGGCUUCCACAGUUACGUGGCGGUGGGCGCGACGAACGUCGGCUCCGUCGUCAUCAACUUCGACAAAGAGUUGCGCACGAACUCGCUGACCACGGAUACCGAGGCCGAUCGCCAGGCCGCGCUGGCCGCGGAGCGCGGCGAACCCUACUCGGGCUUCAGCGAGGCAACGUACCAGAACGCGAGUAAGAUCCUGGGCGGCCACGCGCUGCGCAGGGGCGAGGAAAUGGGCGGGUUUCGGCUGGGGAGUAGUAUCGUGCUGGUGUUUGAGGCGCCCGCGGGCAAGGAGGGUAGGCCCGGCUUGAAGUGGGCGGUCGAGAAGGGCCAGAAGAUCAAGAUGGGCCAGGCUCUGGGGUAUGUGGUGGAUGAGGAGGAGUAG